Molecule: messenger RNA, 3156 nt
Organism: Striga hermonthica
Lineage: Eukaryota; Viridiplantae; Streptophyta; Magnoliopsida; Lamiales; Orobanchaceae
Source: the annotation of a GenBank genome assembly
AUGGCGCUUUCCGGCAAAAUUUCCGACCGUAAGCUGCCGGAAGGGCUUUUGGAGAUCUCUGAAAGGGUUUUUGUAUUUAAUUGCUGCUUGACCUCAAACAUUUCAAGCAUUCGUGAGUAUCGAGCCUAUAUCCGGCAUACUGUGGAACAACUCCGUGAACACUUCCCCGAGUUUUCACUCAUGGUUCAGAACUUCGGAGAUGAAAAUCACAAAACUCGAAUUAGUAACCCACUUUUUAAAUGUGGGAUGACCGUAAUAAACUACCAUUGCCAAAGUAAAAACUGCCUUUCACUCCCACCGGAAACAAUCCAACACUUCUUGAGCACGAGCCGUAAAUGGAUUUCAUCCGGGAAGAAGAAUUUUCUGUUGAUGCAUUGUGAGAACGGUUGCUUGCCGUUAUUAGCCUUCGUGCUUGCAGCUUUCUUGAUUUAUAACAAGCAAUGUACUGAUGAGUGUAAAGCCUUGGACAUGAUAUACAAACAAGUACCCAGUGAGAUUCUUCAGUCGUUACCCGUGAAUCCUUUGCCUUCACAGUUGAGAUAUCUUGGGUAUGUCUUGAGAAGGGAUCCUUUUGCAGCUGCUGCUGAUCGGACGUGUAAAAUGCUCUUUUCAGUGACCAAAGAGAGUAAAGCCGUGAGGCUAUUCAGACAGGCGGAUUUUGAUCUGUUUAAAGUUUAUGCCAACUGUCCUGUUCAAGGUGAUGAUGUGCUCGAGUGUGUUAAUGAUAAAUCAGAGCAUGAAGAAGUGUUGUGUCGCGUUGUGUUCAAAACAGAGUUUGUCAGAGCAAAUACAGUGACACUUGGCCUCGAGGAAACUGAUGCACCGUUGGAUGUCAAGGAUCGGUUUCCCAAUGACUUCCGAGCUGAGAUUCUUUCCUCGGAGACGGAUUCGAGUUCUUCACUUGGAGAGCUUAAUUCACCCGGUAAGGACAAAGAAGAUUGGCCAACCGAAGCAUGUGUUAAAAUUCAAGAUACAAGUACCAACUUUCAUUCUGGAGCUUCAGAGGCUGAUUAUGAUCUUAAGACGACCCAACGAAUGACAGUCUCCCGUAUUACUGAAGAAAAUCUAGAGAAUACUUCUUCACCAAGUGGCAGAGAUGAAAAACUCGAAAAUGUCUUUCUCCAAAAUGAAGCAAAAUCGAGCAUGCACUCCCCUGAGACUGCUCAAAAGCAUGAAAUGUGCAGUGCUUCUAGUAAUCUUGUUAACAAAGAUGAUCAAUUACUUGAAGUGAGUCCGAAAAAUGGAGCUUCUGAAAACAACACAACAUCUGCACAAGCAAAGCUAAUGGUAACACAGUCUACCUUGUUAAACUCAAGCGACGAUUCAGAUUCCACGUCAAAGAAGACCGACUCGAGUGAGCCGCAUGUUUUUGUAUGUAGGCCUGCUCAGUCCAAAAUUAUACUCCCACGAAUAUCUCAAAUUUCUCCCAACUCAAAUUCCUUGCAAGUCUCGCUUUCGCAAGCACCUCUCUCGAGAUACCGAGGUGCAGCCACCUCAGCACUAGGUAUAACAGCUCUGCUGCACGAUCAUGCCGAAUUCAGUAACAGACAAGUCCAGUGUCCAUCCACAUCAGCAUCCGCUUUGUGUCUAAAAAAUCAUGUCGACCCUACUGACUCUUCAAAGCCUCAUCCGCUCGAGGAAAAACCGAAAUCCCUUCCUCCUCCUCCUCCUCUGCCGCCACUUUUGCCCCGUUCCAAUGGGCCCCGUCCGCUUACAGCAUCAAAGAAUUCAACUGUACCACCCGCCGCCCCAUCUCCACCGCCGCCACCUCAGCAUGCCGCUUUGCCGCCAGCUAGGAUCCGACAAGUUGUUCCACCUCCGCCAGCUCCUCUUCCGAAAGGCAGGCCCACUUAUCUUCAGUGUGUGAAGGGAAAAUUGCAGCCACGGGCGAGCAUGAGAACUCAAACUCAAGCGCAACCGAGAAAGGCACCUCUCCGGGCGUACCACUGGUUGAAGCUAACAAGAGCCAUGCAAGGCAGUUUGUGGGCCGAGGCGCAAAGACCUGAAGAGGCUUCAAAAGUUCUUGAGCUGGACAUUUGUGAAAUCGAAAGUUUAUUCUCGACCACCGUCACAAAUUCAGAUCACGGGGAUGCUGGCAGGAAAAUGAAUAGGCAUGGAUCAUCAGGGCUCAAACCCAACAAAGUUCAUUUGAUCGAGCUCCGAAGAGCAUACAACUGCGAAAUUAUGCUAACAAAAGUAAAGGUUCCCUUGUCAGAUUUGAUGAAUUCAGUCCUUGCUUUGGACGGCUCGGCAUUGGAUAUCGAUCAAGUCGAUAACCUGAUAAAAUUCUGUCCAACCAAAGAAGAGAUAGAACUCCUUAAGAACUACAAUGGUGAGAAGGAGAACCUUGGAAAGUGUGAACAGUUUUUCUUGGAGUUGAUGAAAGUUCCACGUGUCGAGUCGAAGCUCAGAGUUUUCUCCUUUAAAAUUCAAUUUUUCUCCCAGUUGUCCGAUUUGAGAAACAGUUUGAAUAUAGUGAAUUCUGCAUCUCAAGAGGUCAGAAAUUCUGUCAAGUUGAAAAGGAUAAUGCAAAGUAUCCUUUCACUAGGAAAUGCAUUAAAUCACGGAACGGCAAGAGGUUCUGCUGUGGGGUUUCGUCUGGAUAGUCUCUUAAAACUUAGUGAAACGAGAUCACAUAACAACAAGCUGACUCUUUUACACUAUUUGUGUAAGGUUCUUUCUGAAAAGUUGCCAGAAGUUUUGGAUUUUCAUGAAGACCUUGCAAGUUUAGAAGCUGCAACAAAGAUUCAGCUAAAGUAUUUGGCAGAGGAAAUGCAAGCCCUUAGUAAAGGGCUCGAAAAAGUUUCUCAUGAACUAAAUGCUUCCGAUAAAGAUGGAGCUGUCUCUGAGUACUUCUGCAAGACUCUGAAGGAAUUUUAUGGUUGUGCUGAAGCAGAAGUUAGAGCACUGGCUUCGAUCUAUUCUGUAGCGGGAAGGAAUGCAGAUGCAUUGGCUCUUUAUUUCGGUGAAGACCCAGUUCGCUGCCCGUUCGAACAAGUUGUUUCGACUUUACUAAAUUUUGUGAGGGUGUUUCGUCGAGCACAUGAGGAGAAUCGCAAGCAAAUGGAACUCGAGAAGAAGAAAGAACAGAAAGAAGCAAAAAACGAGAAAUCUAAAGUGAAUGGUUCCUGGAAAGAAUUGGAAAUGAGAUUAUGA